GUAAGUUUAAUCCGGGAGGGAUGGGAGUCUGAAUGAGAGGUUGCCCUCUGAUUGACACACAGAUCUGCUGAGUAUUCACACAACCAGGACAGCUGUUGCUGGGAACUUAUUGUAAAGGAACAGAAUUUUACCUCCUGGAAUAGUUCAUAUCCUCCUGCCUCUGUCUCUUUGUGCUGAUGUCUCCAGUCUCAGAUCUUUGCAGCGCGAGGUGUUAUCUGUAGCACUGAGCUCCAGAUUAAAAGGAAAUUGCAGGACGACUAAAUCUGCCUGUCAGCCUCUGAUUCCUACAGAAAGCGUAAGUGAUACAGACGGAUGAGUCGAGGAUAAGCCAGUCGGGACUGCAAAGGAAGAUUCAUUAAACUGCUUCACUCUUCAUGGGACGCUGUACUUAUUUUUUGGAGAGUGCAUCUUCGUCUGUUUUUGUGUCUGUGCCGGGACCGGGACGGUGUUCAUGUGCCUGCAGUCUACAGCGGCCGGGUGUUGUUUUCUGAAGAAGACAGAGCACACAGGCUGAGGCAGUGUUGAAGCAGGACACAACUCUCCUCGCUCCUCUCCUUUUCUCUUUUCUCUGCAGACAUAACUGCCCACCCUGACACUGACAGCUGGGGGUGUUGGUGUGCUCUGUGCACAGAUAGCUUGACCUGACCAAGAGACUGUCCAGACGUCUUGUCGAGGCAUCUUGUCGUACAGACUGACCCACCACAAGCUCUAACCAGAGCACCUUAAGCAAUUCCAGGUGGCUCCCAGUCCCAGCCAGGAUGCAGGUGUCGUUAGUGUGUACGGAUCACAAUCGUGGAGGGGUGAGCCGCAGUACAGAGGAACGGCUCAACCACCGCCAGAAUGCCAACAGCCCCAACACAGGCACCCGCAGCAAGUUCAGGGCUGUGGCCAUGGUGGCCCGUAGCCUUGGACAGGUCACUGUCCAGAGCCAGCCCACGUCCAGCGACCAGAGCAUACGCACCGGCAUGAAGUAUAGAAACCUUGGGAAGUCUGGCCUGAGGGUGUCCUGCCUUGGACUAGGAACAUGGGUGACGUUCGGAGGGCAGAUAACGGAUGAGAUGGCAGAGCAGCUGUUGUGUCUGGCCUACGAGAACGGCAUCAAUCUGUUUGACACAGCAGAGGUCUACGCUGCAGGGAAGGCUGAGGUUGUGCUGGGGAACGUCAUAAAGAAGAAAGGAUGGAGACGUUCCAGUCUGGUGAUCACAACAAAGAUCUUCUGGGGUGGAAAAGCAGAGACUGAAAGAGGGUUGUCCCGAAAACACAUUAUAGAAGGUUUAAAGGCCUCACUGGAGAGACUGCAGCUAGAGUAUGUGGACGUGGUGUUUGCAAACAGACCGGACCCCAACACUCCCAUGGAAGAGACGGUGCGGGCGAUGACCCACGUGAUCAACCAGGGCAUGGCCAUGUACUGGGGCACAUCCCGCUGGAGCCCCAUGGAGAUCAUGGAGGCGUACUCUGUGGCACGGCAGUUCAACCAGAUCCCUCCCAUCUGUGAGCAGGCAGAGUAUCACAUGUUCCAGAGGGAGAAGGUGGAGGUGCAGCUGCCAGAGCUCUUCCAUAAGAUAGGUGUGGGGGCGAUGACAUGGUCACCGCUGGCCUGUGGGAUCAUCUCAGGGAAAUACGACAGUGGGGUACCACCUUACUCCCGCGCCUCUCUUAAGGGCUACCAGUGGUUGAAGGACAAGAUCUUGAGCGAAGAGGGCCGGCGUCAGCAGGCGAAGUUGAAAGAGCUGCAGGCAAUCGCAGAGCGGCUGGGCUGCACUCUGCCCCAGCUCGCCAUCGCGUGGUGCCUACGAAACGAAGGGGUGAGCUCCGUCUUAUUGGGGGCGUCCAGCACCGACCAGCUGAUGGAGAAUAUAGGAGCAAUACAGGUUCUUCCCAAACUGUCCUCCUCCAUCACACACGAGGUAGAUAGCAUCCUGGGGAACAAGCCGUACAGUAAAAAGGACUACCGUUCCUAACGCUUCGUCACCGCGCCAGUCAGCCAGGGCUGCUCCAGGACUGUUCCAGGGCUGCUCCAGGGCUGCUCCAGGACUGCUCCAGGGCUGCUCCAGGGCUGCUCCAGGACUGCUCCAGGACUGCUCCAGGGCUGCUCCAGGGCUGCUCCAGGACUGCAGCGCAGGUCCAUGCCCCACCUUUGCCUGAUCCUCUGUUUGCUUGAGCUUUACUGAAUGAGACCCCGGCGCAUGAGUCUGGCCCCACCUUGGCCACCCUGGGGAGCAUCAUUUAGACUUACAGGGAAAAGAAAAGGAUGAUAAAUAGAUACGUGACCUCCGCAAUGGAAGGAAGGAUAGGUAGAAAAAAUACAGAGAACGGGGUUAACUAGAUGAAUCCGUUAUACAUACAAUUCAGCCGAAGCUGCAGUUUAAAAACAGAAGAAAAUAUUAUUUCUAAAAAAUAAAAUAAAAAGCACACGCUUGCUUGGCAGACAGAUAUAAUUGUAUUUUUGGUGGAAUAAAAUGUAAAUACUGAAUGCUUACAAAUGGAAUUUAAGUUUAUACAAAUAUACAACAAAUACUCUGUUGCACAUGUAUAGCAACACAUUUGUUUUUGGGAGUUCUGUUUCCAAUUGCCUGUACAUGUCCAUAACAGUUUCUCUUAAACAUCUGGUUUAUUUGUGUGGUCUACAUAAUCUGUGUACUAGCCUCCUUGCAGGCAGAACAAUCAGCACUUUAGUAUUGUACAGUUCAGUCAUUGAGAGGUUGUUGAACAUUGUGAGAGGAUGAAAUAAUUAAACCGUCUCACACAUGGUCAGUCAUUUCAGUGUAGAAUCAGAAUCUCCUCUCCUGUUUCAGUUUCCUAUCUGUUCCCCUCAGUCAAUCUGGUCUCCACAGUGCUGGUUCUGCCAGGCAGACUAACCCCUAAUCUGAGUCCCACCUCUGAGCUGCACUAACUGCACCAGCCAGGUGGAGCAGGGUGUAGGACUGCCCCCUAGUGGAAGGAUUUAGCUCUGCUCUGAGCUCUGCUUCUCUCGUGCGCCAGGUCUGUCAUCUGUCAAUAAGAACCUUGAGCAGGCUAGUUGAUUGCCAUAGAAAGGGUUCAUUACUGGCAAUGUAAAAUGAUGGCUGUAUCUGUAUUUACCUUUGUGUGGCAGUGUUACUUUCUGAAGUUUUACUGUAACUGCAUCAGACGUAAUGGUCUUAAUUGUGCUACUCAGUCAGUUUUACAGACCUCUUUAUUAGUCAUUUUAGAGCAAAUUCUCAUGAAAAUGGCACAUUACCUAAAUUGUGCUCAAUGUGUGUGUGUGUGUUGCCUUAUUUAGGCUCAUUUUGAGCUGUGCUGGGCUGAGACAGCAGGCCCAUAGCUGCCAUUGGCCAUCAGGGCACAGACUGGCCUUGAGCCCCGUUUAUGCCUCGUUCGGAUAUAAAUCCUUUGUCCUGAUCUUGUCCACAUUCUGAUUGUGCCUACAUUUUCAGACCGGUGUAGAUGACUAAAAUACGCAUUGUGAUCUCCCUGAUCUACUCCGGAAGUAGUGAGGCACGCAUUGUGUCUGGAUAUCUUACAAGACAGAUCUGGAAAGAGAAACCAUUUAAAUUAUCAUUAUUCUGCUUUUUAACAUCAUUGACUGGUGACAUUGACCUACGGCAUCAAUAUGUGUUUUAAAAUGAAUACAUAUUAUUUUGAAAGAAUAACUGUCAAAUCAUUUGCAUGCAGGGGAGGGACCAGGAAAUCUGCAGACACAGUAGACGGAUAAGAGACACAUUUUAAUACCAUGUUUAGAUCUAUUUCAGAAAAUGUGGACACAAUCAGAUCAUGGACAAGAUCAGCACAACGGGCGCAAGUUAUGAACAAGGCUUGAAACAGUAGUCCCUGCUAUAUGGAAAGACUCAUUGGUUUUAGUGGCAGCUGUUCCUGCCCAAUCAGAGUGAAGACUGUCGUGUGACAUAUGCGUGCGAGGCUUGCUAGGAAGAAAGGGCUGGUUUGUGUCAGCAGCUCAGGGAUUUGGAACAGGGAAUGUGUGUACUUGUUUGUAUACCUGGUUAGUAAGAUGUAUUUAAUGUGUACGUCUUUCUUUCACGUGUGGAUGGGGACCUGUCCAAUCAAGACAUUUUCACGUGGCUUGAGCCAAAGAUAUUCCAACAUCUUUCAGCGACACAUCUAAGUGUCUUGUCGCUUGUUGGAAGAGUAUAGCGACCGACUUAAAAUGCGUACUAUCUAGCUUAUUAUCUAUGGACUCUCUUCAUGUGUACAGCAUAAUCACUUGACCAUGCUGUUCUAUGCUUAUACCCACAUAUACAGUACACAUGCAUUGUACACUACUUAUUUUCAAUAAUCGUAUACAUUGCACACUGAAGACAUCUGACGCUGCCCUGGAUCAGUAUUCACUCUCUAGCUGUUGGGUCCUCUUACUGUGAGACAAAGUGGAGAGCUUGUGAUGCAUAUAUCCUCCAGCAUGAGCCUUCGUCCCCCAGCCUAUGGGGAUUAUUCUGACAAACAAGGGCAUGCUUACAAGUGGAAAUAUAAGGAAUACUCGCUACCAUCUCAUUCUCAGAUUCAAUGAUUACAGUUGUAUAGUACUUUAGUGUUAUUGAGUAUGACAAAAUGUAAUGGUGGGUGAGGUUUGGAUGCUUCUCAGGCAAAGUGAAGAGGUGUGUAUGCUUUGCUAGACCCUCUGGUCGGACAACAAAUGCUCAAAUGCUCCUUUUGUUUUUAGCAUCUAUGAGUUAAAUAUAAACUGUGCACAUUUGAUUUACUGUGUCUGGCAAUGUAUGCCUGAGUGAAUUAGUAGAAAAGGCCAAUGUGGUUUUCUCAAAAAAAAUAGAACUCUGUUUAAUAUUUGUUCAUGAUUUUCUGUCUUAUUGUCUUCAGCAGGGAAAUUACUGAAAAAUAUUCAGCACAAAUGUUUAAUAAAUAAAAUAGCUCAAAGGCAUUGCCACAACGAUGAGUGUUUUCCAUGGACGUAUUUUGGUGGUCUUUGUCACAAUAUCAAUUGAAUUUGACAUGUACAUGCACAGAGCUGUGCACUGAUUUGCCUGGUGAUAAUUGUGGUGUUGAGUGCACCUCUAGGCUGCCCUGUAGAGGUUGAUGAGAACCACAGAGCUCAUCAAUUUUCUGGCUUGCUCCUUACUGGCAUAUUGGGCUAGGAAAGCAGUAUGAGUACUAGUAAAGCACUAUGGAUUUUUAUUGCAGAAUUUGAUCUGAAUAUAGUAGUGUGUUUGACUGUAAACAGCAUUGAUACACCACACAUGAUGAACUACUGUCCGUAUAGGUUUGCUGCAUUGUGUCCACAGUAGAACUGGCAUUCCUUGGGCUGCUCCUACCAUCUCCUGGUCCAUUCAAGCCUUUCCAGGAGUACCUGCUUGUCACCCUUGGUGGUCUAGGAUCUGUGUGUGUGUGUCAGGCUGUUUAGUGAGUAGACUCAUCAUUGCAGGGUUAGGGUCUCUGUGUGUGUGUGUGUAAGUCAGGCUGUUUAGUGAGUAGACUCAUCAUUGCAGGGUUAGGGUCUCUGUGUUCCAGUGUGUUUUGAUCCCCUGUCCAGUGCCCCCUCCACACAGCCACUGUAACAUAUUAUAGUAUUGAUGUUACUAUCAGCUCCGACCGCGAUGACAUCAGACCUGCAGAUUAAUGACGCUCAUCUCACAGAAUGCUGUAUGGUAGAGAUCAUUUGUUUAUGUUCUGGCCUUUCUUUCACCGUGCUGCAUUUUCCUCUGUUAAUAUUGCAUCAAUGUAAAGACUGACAAAAAAUAAGCCAUUUAUUUGUAUUGCGUAUGCAUUGUCUUAUCUCUUGUAUGUACAUAGUUUGACCUUUUUGUAUAUAGUUAUGGUUGUGAUCACCUCUGCCUUUUCAUUCUUUUUUUCUUUUCAUUUGCGGGCAUUGCUAACUGCACUGUGCUUGAAUCUGAAUUUAGACAAAAUGUACAGGUUCGGUCUUUAAUAAAAUGACAAUGAAAAAAAUAUGAAUUUGAAAAACAACA
Oncorhynchus nerka (sockeye salmon) is the source of this 5915-nucleotide messenger RNA. It is a transcript of the gene kcnab2a, whose product is annotated as potassium voltage-gated channel subfamily A regulatory beta subunit 2a. Gene Ontology annotation, molecular function: potassium channel regulator activity; voltage-gated potassium channel activity; transmembrane transporter binding. Bases 759 to 1961 code for a protein of 400 amino acids. Gene Ontology annotation, cellular component: juxtaparanode region of axon; cytoplasm; voltage-gated potassium channel complex. The transcript is spliced from 14 exons. Gene Ontology annotation, biological process: regulation of action potential; transmembrane transport; potassium ion transport. The record is from RefSeq and is a predicted model, not a curated record. NCBI's taxonomy places the organism in Eukaryota, Metazoa, Chordata, Actinopteri, Salmoniformes, Salmonidae.